Molecule: messenger RNA, 1179 nt
Organism: Iphiclides podalirius (scarce swallowtail)
Lineage: Eukaryota; Metazoa; Arthropoda; Insecta; Lepidoptera; Papilionidae
Source: the annotation of a GenBank genome assembly
AUGGAGCUGAUAAUUGCCGCAAAUAUUUUUAGCCACAGCGAGGAUCCGUGCGGACAAGGCGUCGUCCGCCGAAACAUGGUCGCCGAGUUCAUUCUGAGCCAGCAGCAGCUGCUGAGCGCGGGCGGGGGCGCAACCCUGGGGCCAGCGCCUAACCCGUCGCGGGUUCCACCACCGCCGAGAGCGCGCCUCUCAGUUUCCCCGCACUUCCCACUCGACCAGCAGUCCCCGUCCAACGGGCCGCCGGGUGACCCGCACGACUACCCCUCGAACUUCGACUUCAAUAAGAGGAAGGACUUCUUCGGGCAGCGCAAGCAAAGGGAAUUCAUACCCGACAGCAAAAAGGAUGACGGCUACUGGGACCGCAGGCGUCGCAACAACGAGGCCGCCAAGCGCUCCCGCGAAAAGCGCCGCUUCAAUGACAUGGUCCUCGAGCAACGCGUGGUCGAGCUCUCCAAAGAGAACCACGUGCUGAAGGCGCAGCUGGACGCAAUCAAGGAGAAGUACGGCAUCUGCGGCGAGGCGCUCAUAAGUAUCGAUCAGGUGCUCGCGACGCUGCCGACUUGCGACCAGGUGCUCUGCGUCACCAAGAGGAGUAAGCUGUCUGGUAACGCGCUGUUCCCGCCGGCGCCGCCGCCGCCGCCGCCCGUGCAGCCCGCGUCGCCGCCAUCGCCGCCGCCCCAACGGGCGCCGGAGCCCUACCAGGAGAGACUCCCCGCCCCGGAGGCGUACUACCCGCACCCGGCGCACUACGAGCCGCCGGGCUCCGUCCUCAACCUGUCCCGCUCCCGCCGCGCCCUCUCGCCAUACGAGCUGUCCUCCCUCUCCGGUUCCGGGGACGAGACAACGGAGCCGUACGCGCCGGAGAACAACUGCCUCCCGCUUAAACUGCGCCACAAGACGCACCUCGGCGACAAGGACGUGGCGAGCGCACUGCUGUCGCUGCAGCACAUCAAACAGGAGCCGGGCCCGCGCUCCUCGCCCUCUUGGGACGGGGAGGGCUCGAGCGACGAGCGCGACUCAGGCAUAUCGCUCGGCGUCGAGUACAGGCCGCAGCGGCCGGAGGACCGCCUCGCCGAGGAAGAGGAUGCGCACUUGAAAGCGGAACUGGCGCGGCUCGCCACCGAAGUGGCAACCCUGAAGAACAUGAUGCACCAGAACAAGGCGCGCGCGCACGAACAC